AUGUGGAGGGGUAAUAAGGGGAGAUACAAGGAGUUUGUCAAGGGCUUUUCAAUACAAUUAAGUGCAGAAAAUAUAUUGGAAGCAGAAGCUUGGGGGAUCCUGGAAGGGAUGAAGCUAUGCUUGGAGCUGGGAUUUAAAAAGGUAGAAAUAGAAGGAGAUGACGCGAAUUUGAUAGAUGAGCUGAAUACAAGGGCGAGAAUAAGUGGGAACUAUCUGCUAUCACGGAAAAUCAAAGAACUAUUAGGAAGGGAUUGGACGGUUAGAUUUCUACACAUCCAGAGAGAAGGGAACAGGAGGGCUGAUAGACUUGCCAAACUGAGUAGACAACAAGCUUCACUAAGGACAAACUGGAUUCAACCUCCGGAGGAAGUCGGGGAGGACCUGCAAGCUGACUUGAUAGGAAUAGGAUGUUUUAGAUAG
Messenger RNA from Neltuma alba, 420 nucleotides. RefSeq lists its product as uncharacterized. The record is from RefSeq and is a predicted model, not a curated record. NCBI's taxonomy places the organism in Eukaryota, Viridiplantae, Streptophyta, Magnoliopsida, Fabales, Fabaceae. Gene Ontology annotation, molecular function: nucleic acid binding; RNA-DNA hybrid ribonuclease activity. The transcript has a single exon. The coding region runs from base 1 to 420 and encodes 139 amino acids.